Messenger RNA from Oncorhynchus keta (chum salmon), 3545 nucleotides. RefSeq names its product solute carrier family 1 member 9 (gene slc1a9). Gene Ontology annotation, biological process: L-glutamate transmembrane transport. The transcript is spliced from 11 exons. Bases 118 to 2343 code for a protein of 741 amino acids. Gene Ontology annotation, cellular component: plasma membrane. Lineage: Eukaryota; Metazoa; Chordata; Actinopteri; Salmoniformes; Salmonidae. Gene Ontology annotation, molecular function: glutamate:sodium symporter activity; neutral L-amino acid transmembrane transporter activity; L-glutamate transmembrane transporter activity. The record is from RefSeq and is a predicted model, not a curated record.
GAGUAGAAAAGAAGCAUAAAGAGAACUAGAAAUAGAGAAAGUGAGGGAGAGAGAGUAAGGAGCAAGCGAGGGGACUCAGAGAUCCAGGCUGUUUUAUUAAUCUGCUCAUUUUCUCAGAUGACGCAAGGACUGGGAUUUAGCCUAUUCUUUGUCUCUCUCUACCACUCCAUCCUUUCCUCCCUUCAUUGUGUCUCUCCCGAUGCCUUGCUCUGGUUGGAUGGGAGACGACACACAGCAGACAGGAUGACGAAUCAGCAGCCAGUCCACCAGUCUAACAAGGCCCAUUAUGAUGAGCCACCCAUUGUUGGAGCUGGAGUGUUGGACUUGUUGGAACCCAAACUUCCCAAUAGUUUCUUGGGAACCUACUGUGGCUUCCUCAUCCGAAACUCACUGCUCGUCCUCACUAUACUGGGUGUAAUAGCGGGGUCGCUGUUUGGGAUGCUGCUGCGGUAUGUUUCUAUUACAGACCCCAACACCCUGAUGCUGGUGUCCUUUCCUGGAGACAUCCUCAUGAGGAUGCUGAAGAUGCUCAUCUUGCCCCUCAUCAUCUCCAGCCUCAUCACAGGUCUGGCUGGUCUGGAUGCUCGUUCCAGUGGGAGGAUGGGCUCCAGGGCCAUGGUCUACUACAUGUCCACUACGGUCAUAGCUGCCAUCCUGGGGGUCAUCCUGGUCCUGGGGAUCCACCCGGGAAACCCCAAACUCAGGAGCAGUCAGGAGCAGGACACGGCCCCCAAGAACCAGGAGGUCAGCAGUGUGGACGCCUUCCUGGACCUCAUCAGGAACCUGUUCCCUGAAAACCUGGUGCAGGCCUGCUUCCAACAGGUUCAAACAGUAGCAAAGAAAGUGUCAGUGAUGCUCCCGAACCAGACAGAACCUGUCAUAGUCAGCAAGAAGAAACUGGAGUUCAAAUGGGGCAUGAAUGUUCUGGGUUUAAUUGGGUUCUUCAUCACAUUUGGAAUGUGCAUGGGGAAGAUGGGAGAGAAGGGGAAGCUCAUGUCAGAGUUCUUCAACAUCCUCAACGAGAUCAUCAUGAAGAUGGUGGGCAUGAUCAUGUGGUACUCUCCAGUUGGUAUCGCCUCUCUGAUCUCAGGGAAGAUAGCAGCCAUCGGGGACCUGGAGGUGGUGGCUAGACAGCUGGGCAUGUACAUGGUGACAGUCAUAGUGGGCCUAAUGAUCCACGGGAGCAUUAUCCUGCCACUCAUCUUCUUCUCCAUCACAAGGAAGAGCCCCUUCACCUUCUACUCCGGGAUCUUCCAGGCCUGGAUCACUGCCCUGGGCACCGCCAGCAGUGCGGGAACGUUACCUGUCACAUUUCGCUGUCUGGAGGAGAAUCUGAAGAUCGAUAAGCGCGUGACGCGUUUCGUGCUGCCCAUCGGAGCCACCAUCAACAUGGACGGUACAGCCCUGUACGAGGCGGUGGCAGCCAUCUUCAUCGCUCAGAUGAAUGACAUCAACCUGGACGCAGGACAGAUCGUUACCGUCAGUAUGACAGCCACCCUGGCCAGUGUGGGAGCGGCCAGUAUUCCCAGCGCAGGCCUGGUCACCAUGCUGUUGAUCCUUACAGCUGUGGGCCUGCCCACCCAAGACAUCAGCCUGCUAAUCGCUGUCGACUGGCUGCUUGACAGAAUGCGUACCUCAAUCAACGUGGUGGGCGACUCGUUUGGUGCUGGGAUUGUGGACCACCUGUCCAGGGCAGAGCUAGCUGAGAUUGACGCCGAACUCCUCUCCCCUGAGGAUGAGGAGUUCAUCCCCCCGGCCCCUGUCCUCACCGAGAUAGACCUGGUGGACCCCAAGAGACCUCCCGAGUUACCCCCACGCUCCCCCCGCCCACCCAAACUCAACCACCACGGCCACUCCAACCUGUCACAGAUCUACUCCAUCACCAACUCUCCCCGCUCCGUCCGCUCUCCAUCCCCCCAUUCUGUCCGCUCUCCCUCCCCGCGCUCCAACUGUUCCCACUCUCACUCCCCACGGCCCUCUGCCUUCCGUACCCAUUCCCCACGUAUCCUCCGCAGAACAGAGCCUGGCUACUGCGCCCUGCCAAGCCACGACAACCAGAUCCCCACACUCCCUCGCUCCCACAGAGAGAGAGACAGAGGGGAUAGAGACAGAAGGGAAAGAGACAGGGAAAGAGACAGGGAAAGAGACAGAGAGAGAGAUAGAGAGAGAGAUAGAGGAAUAGAGAGGGAGAGACUGCGGGGGCGAGACAGCGACCGAUAUCAGAGCGAGACAGAGGAAGAGGAGGAGAGGGAUAGGGUGCUGGAUGAAGGGAGUGAAGGAGAAGAGAGUGACGACACUGCUUACGACCGCAGGAACACCAUCCUGCCCUGCGACCUGCCCUGAUUGGGACGCCUCUAUGAAAACACUUCUGUUUUACCACAGUUUCACCACACUUCCCCCAAUUUACUGCACUCUACCACCUAGUACCACUGUGGUGGUUUUGAUAGGGGUCUGGGUUGGUGGAUGCAGUGCUCUACAAAUGGUUACUAUUUAGUAGUUGUCUGAUUUGAGUGUUCUUGUGUGAUUUGAGUCCUGUUUGACAUGAUCAGGGAUCAAUAAGCUUGCUUUGAGCGAUGACGAUAUUUAUGUUGCUAUGGCAACACCCUUUAAUAAUCUUUGGAAAAAAGAGCCCAUGCCCUAACUUUUACCCUUCAGUGUGCUGCAGAAGGGAGCUUUAACUUAGUGUUGUGUCUUCUGUCAACCCAGCUCUAUUCUCUGAUAAUCAUUGUCUUGUUCUAAUCAUUUCAGCUAGCCAGUUCCUCAACCUUAUCCUCUACCCUCUAGCAUGGCUGAGAGAGACGCUGUACUGAGAUCUUGGUGUUCAGUGUCAGUCAACGCACAAUCAGAAAUGUUCUCUUCUCAACUUCCAAAAGGUCAUCUGUAGAACAUCGUCCAUCUCCAGCUGUACUGUAUCGAAUGAAUCAACAAAUAAUUAUUAAUUCUACUUAUAUGUAAGUUAAAAUGUGAGAUAAACUUGCGUGUAGCAACUAUAUGUAAUUAAAGGUAACAAACACACUGUAGUCAAACUAUUUUUAUACUAUUCUACCUCCUCGCUCUCUCUUCUCUUCCUCUCCUUGUCCUCUACAAACUCAACACUUCACUUGACUUUACCUCAUCUUGUACCUCAAUCAUAAUACGGUUAUUGUUGUUAAUAUUGUUAUUUCUCAGUACGUAUGGUUAGUCAUUUUUUCUCAUUGUCUGUUGUCUGAAAUGAUGGUUGUUAGUAAUUUUAGACAUUUUUUCCAGCACAACAGUCUUCAGUCUGUGUUGCACAGCAGUCUGUUUUCAUUGUGAUUCACGUAUUCAUUUACUUGUUGUUUCAUUACUCUUGUACUUAUAACUCUUGUACUCUUGUAAUUAUUUAUUGGUUAAUUAAGAGAUAUUGUCAUUGGUUCUGUCAUAUUGAUUUGUUUUCCUCUGUCCCUCUGAAAUGCCUUUCAUUGAAGGUCAUUACUGCCUACCCAAAUCCUUCAGUCUUAAUGCAGGUUUGCAGAUCCAGGUUUUGUGUAUAUUGUAUGUAAUAAAAUCUUAGAGAUUUAUUUAAA